AUGGGUUUUUCUCGUUGCCCUCAGGAGUAUGGAGUGUACAAGAUUCAGAGGGCAAGCACAACUUUGUUGGUUGGUGUGUACGUGGAUGACUUGAUAGUAAUCGGGUCAAGUAACGACUUAAUUGACACCUUCAAGAAACAGAUGAAGAAAGUGUUUGACAUGAGUGAUCUGGGUUUGUUAACCUACUAUCUAGGGAUCAAAGUAACACAAAAGGAAGGAAGUAUCAUCGGAUUGGGGAUUGUAAUCCCCACUAAAUAUCCCAUGGAACCUAGAUCAAGUCUGAAGAAAGAUGAAGAAGGUGAACUAGUAAAUGCCACAGAUUAUGGAAAACUCAUUGGAAGUUUAAGGUAUUUAACUAACACUAGACCUGAUCUUAGCUACUCUGUGGGUGUCAUGAGUAGAUACAUAGAAGCUCCAAAACUGUGUCAUCUUAAAGCUUUAAAUAAAAUACUAAGGUAUGUUAAAGCCACAAAGGAUUUUGGACUUGUAUACAAGACAGGUGGAGAUAAGAAGAUAGUGGGUUUUAGUGAAAACAGCCAUGGAACGGAUUUGGAUGAUAGGAAGGGUACAAUAGGAACCAAUUUUUUCUCAUCUGGAAAAGUUGUCACCUGGUCUUCACAAAAACAACAAACAGUGGCAUUGUCUUCAUGCGAAGCUGAGUUCAUGGCAGCAACGGAAGCUGCAUGUCAAGCACUGUGGUUGUGA
This is a messenger RNA of Lactuca sativa (garden lettuce), 705 nucleotides long. RefSeq names its product secreted RxLR effector protein 161. Lineage: Eukaryota; Viridiplantae; Streptophyta; Magnoliopsida; Asterales; Asteraceae. The record is from RefSeq and is a predicted model, not a curated record.